This is a messenger RNA of Populus trichocarpa (black cottonwood), 2359 nucleotides long. RefSeq lists its product as uncharacterized. The record is from RefSeq and is a predicted model, not a curated record. The coding region runs from base 251 to 2011 and encodes 586 amino acids. The transcript has 8 exons. Lineage: Eukaryota; Viridiplantae; Streptophyta; Magnoliopsida; Malpighiales; Salicaceae.
ACACGACCUAACCGAACAACCUGUCUCUCUCUCCGAAUAUCCCACACAGAAACUUUGUCUUACAUAAGUUCCACAUCAACGACAUCAUCAUCACCACCCACCAAACCAAACCUUCAAAAAAACACCAACACAGAACAGUUUCCUUCUCAUUUGUUUCAAUCUGACAUUGAAAAGUAAAGAACUUUGUUGCCCAAUUCAAUAAUUUAUUCAUAUUUUAAAUCCAUAGCAGUUGUCAAAGAAUCAAGAAAGAAUGGCAGUGGCAGCCUUUAAAUCCACGUCAAGAAGAGCAACAACAACAAGUACAGCAACAUCAGAUAAAGAAACUUCAACAAAGCAGCACGCUUUACCAAGAAAAACGGUACCUCCAAGAAGAUCAAGAAGUGUGAGUGCAGUGUCAAGAUCCCAUCUUGUUGAUACUUCAACAACAAGAACAGCAGCUGAAGGAACAGCUACAGGGUCAACAAAUUUAUUGAUCAAAAGAGACAACCCGCUUUACUGGAGCAAUGUUUCCCCGCCUGAUAAAGAAGUCGGUGAAGUUGUGGUUGAUAAGGAAGAGUCUAAGAGUGCACCCACAAAGCCAAAUGUUGAUGGUGAUAGUAGGAGAGGGAGAUCUGUGUCAAGAAAGGCUGAUGCUGGAAAAAAUGUUUCCGGGAUUGGUAGGAGUUUGUCCAGGGGUCCUGUUUCCAGAGGGAGGUCUGUGUCUCGGCCUCCUGGCUCUAGAGGCCAUUUCGUGAAUUCCGAGAGUGAUGCUGAACGAGAAGGGAGUUCGUUGACGAAGUAUAGAAAUGGGAGUGGCGGUUUGAGUAGUGUGUCAGAUGCUGGGAGAAAUAGUGAUUUAGCGAGGAGUUAUGAUUGUAAAUUUGAGAAGAUGAGAAGUUUUCCGAUGCAAUCAGAUGGAUCUGCUUCAGACUUGCCUUCUUUGCCCAUUAGGAGUUGGGAAGAUAAAGGUCUGGGAAGCUCAAUUUCAGAAGCUGAAGAGAGAACUAUUAAAGCAGUUUUUGAACAAAUGCAGUCAUUCCAAGGGGAUAAUUUGGGAGAUGGCACCUCUAGUCGUAUAUAUGAAACUGUUCGAUCUGAAGUUAGACGUGCCAUUGCUGACAUCCAAAAUGACUUGGAAAGUACUAUCCGGAGGAGUAACACAACUGCUAUUGCAUUGGCCAAUGUGAAUGAUAUUCCUCCUGAUCUAGUCAACCCAAGUGCAGUUGAAUUAGUUUUGGACAUCAGAAGAGAAUAUGCCAAGAAGCUUGAGCAGUCCCAGGAACGGGCAAGGAAGCUUCGAGCAGACCUUGCUGUCGAGGAGCACCGUGGCUUAGAGCUCAGUAGAAUUCUGAAGGAAGUGCUUCCGCAUCCGAAGAUGUCAAAUGUGCAGAAACCCCGUGCUGGAAGAAAGUCCAGCAUUGAAAGAAGUAAGGUGUCAAAACGAUUAACAGAUGAAGCCAUGGCUUAUUUUGAUGAAUGUGUGUCGCUGUCAACAUUUGAUAGCUCUGACUUCUCAUCGCCUGAGGAUCCACCAAUCAACUUAGUUGGUGUUGGUGAUUGUGCAUCCUUUUCCCAGGAAAAUUUUAACGCUGCAGCCAACUGCUAUCUCAACAGUUUUGCUACCAGUAAACAGGAAUUGGUUGGUACACAUAGCCACGGUGCAUCAGUGCUGUCAACCACUGGCAGCUGCCAGGAGCCUGCUCUAGAGGAAGUCACUCUAAACAGCUCAGAAACACCAGACAGUCGGAGGUUGCAAUUUUCUUUUGCUCAAAAGCCAAAUGAUUCCAUCGAACUUCAGCAAGAUAUUAGGAAGUAUGUCAAAAGCUUUGAGAAAGACACAGAAAAACCUGCCAUCAAUUCAAAGAUUUUAAGAUCAAACCACUUCGAUCUGGAUGAAUAUAAUUUGCAGGCCUCGAGGCAAAACUUCUUAUUUGACACGGUGUUCCUUAAUAACAGAAUCCAGUCAGGUAGUGUGCUACUGUGCGACGGAGGCAUGGGAGUUUCAUUUUCACCCUUUGCUGCCGUAAUCUAAAUGACGUGGUUAGAUUUCCACAAAUCCAUCCUGACCAUCUGGAAUGUGGAGAACUUUUGUGUGCAAUUUGUUCUGGUUUGAUGUCUUGUAUACAGUGAUUCAAGAUUGUCUUUGAGAAUAGAAAAUAGGCAGUUUGUUGCACAGUGAACUUUCAAUAGGGUUACAGAUAUGUGAUUUAUGUAAAAGGGCUGGGAGCCUUGGACCUCUACUUAGGGUCCCUAAACAAGGGUGUUGUAUAGAAAGGGUUCGCUCAGGUUUGUGUGGAGCACACAUUUUGUAGGUGUUUGUAAGCUCAUAUAAUGGUUGUAAGAUACUGCUAUAAAUCAUAUUUGUAUCAUUGUUGAUUUU